AUGGCAAUCCUGCAGCUCUUCAGACUCAUCAACUCGUCUCUGCUCCUCAGCCAGCGGCCUCUGAACGCCUCGGCCGAGCAGACGGUGUACAGCAGCUGUGCAGACAUGCCCGCUGUGCUCAUCUUCUACCUGGUGCUGCAGCUCAUCAACAUGUUCCUGGGCAUCCCGGCCAAUAUCAUGGUCCUGUGGCUUAUUCGUAAUAACAAGGGCGACUCGUCCACCUCAGACAUCUUCAUCGUCCACCUGGCCGUGCUGGACGCUUUCUUCUGCCUCAUUCCUCCGCUGGAGCUGGCCAACAUCGUCUACCUGAGCACCAGCAGCACCUGGUACGUCCUGCGCUUCUUCUACGGCGUCAAAGACUCGUCGCCACUCUUUCUGUCCUGCAUCUGUCUGGACAGAUAUAUGGCCGUGCGGCAUCCCAUCACCUUCACUGAGCUCAAGGACAAGCAGCAUCGCUCCGUCUGCGCCGCCGGCGUCUGGCUCCUCACUUUGGUCUACGCCGCAGCCAAGUGUGUGGGAAACAUCCCCAACUUCGACAAGGUGUUCACCGUCAUGAUCCUGGCGGCGUUCGCGUUCAUGCUCUUCUGUAACGUCUCCAUUCUCUGGGCUCUGAGACAGUCGGCUCCAGGUCGAGACGAGAGACACCCGGUCAAGAAGAAGGCCUUCAAGAUGGUCCUCAUCAUCUUGGCCAUCAUUGUGUUUAACUACUUCCCGCCAGUGGCUCUCUUUCCCUUUCGAGAGUAUUUCUCUCCGGAUGUCUUCCGCUGUUGUAUCCACUACAUCGCCUUUGGCUUCAUGGACAUCAGUAGCAGCAUCCAGCCGGUUCUGUAUCUGUCACGGGAGAAGCUGCCCAAAACCCUGCACUGCUGCUUGAAAAACACUGAACGAAGCGCUGAUCCCGUUUACACCGUCAGUCGUGAUGCUGAGGAAGGUAAAGACGAAUGCAGAGGUGUUACUGGUGGUGCAGCUUCAGGUGUUUCUUCAGAGACGACUGGUCGCUGUACCUGUGGUCGCAGAGCGGUACAGGUGUCCGGCGCGGCUGAAGCUCUUCCUGCACUGACCGCAGACGUGAGACCUGACCUCGCGCUCGAAGCUCCAGGAGUAGCUUGGUCUGGAGUCUGGAGACAGCAUCGUGUGAAACGAGCUGGAAAACCCCUCGUCGGACAGACCGCCUGGACUGGACUCUUCAUCGGAGAAGGUAUCGUGUUUGUCUGUCACUACCCUUACUUUAACGUCACACUCGUUAGAGCUGACGUCCGGCUCUAA
This is a messenger RNA of Sinocyclocheilus rhinocerous, 1266 nucleotides long. Its product is annotated as uracil nucleotide/cysteinyl leukotriene receptor-like. The record is from RefSeq and is a predicted model, not a curated record. Bases 1 to 1266 code for a protein of 421 amino acids. Gene Ontology annotation, cellular component: plasma membrane. Gene Ontology annotation, molecular function: G protein-coupled receptor activity. The transcript is spliced from 2 exons. Lineage: Eukaryota; Metazoa; Chordata; Actinopteri; Cypriniformes; Cyprinidae. Gene Ontology annotation, biological process: positive regulation of Rho protein signal transduction; phospholipase C-activating G protein-coupled receptor signaling pathway.